UGUUUGAGUCCCAGAGCUUGUCCUGUUUCUUAAGAAUCAGGUGAGGAUACCAGAUGCAACAGAUAGCGAACUCUUUGCAAAACCACGUGGUGUUGUGCCAGCUGGUCGUGCAAGAGCAGGUGAGGACUGGAGGUGGUUAGCAGUGGAAGUACCUUCACAAUGGUGCCGAAGCAUUACUGACAGAAUUGUGGCUUUCUUGCUCUUACUUGGUAGCCCUGAAGGUGCAAUUCUGGGAGACUGGGAAGAAAAUGUAUUGCACUGACACAUGAGAGGUGCUUCAGGAAAGUGCCAAAGGAAAAACUCUGCCUUUUAGUGCCCACAAGUUCUGGCUGUACAGAAUGGCUGCAGAGGGCAAGAGGUGAUCAAAGCAAAAGUUUCAGAAGGCAUGAGCUAUAUUUAAUUUCCACAUAAGUGAGUCAGAGUGAUAGGAAUAAUGUUUCCAAUAUGUCUGUGCAGACUCUGCUUUGUGAAAGAAUUGCUGUUGCCAAAGAACUGAUCAAGAGAGCAGAAGCCCUCUCCAAGUCCCAGAAAAGGAGAAUAGAAGGUGGGGCAAAACUAUGUGGCAAACUGAAGGCUGAGUUAAACUUCUUACACAAGGUGGAGGCAGGGAAGGUGGCCGUUAAAGAAUCCCAUCUGCAGAGUACAAACCUUACCCAUCUUGAAGCCAUUAUCCAGUCAGCAGAGAACCUGGAGGAUGUUGUCAGUGUCCUCCAUGUCUUUGCUUAUGAGGAUAGGUUUGGAGACAAACAGACACUGGUUGUAGAUGUUGUUGCAAAUGGAGGUCACACGUGGGUGAAGGCCAUCGGUCGGAAGGCCGAAGCCCUGCAUAACAUCUGGCUGGGGAGGGGCCAGUAUGGUGACAAAAGUGUCAUUGAGCAAGCAGAGGACUUCCUGCAGGCAAGUCGUCAACAGCCAGUGGAGUACAGCAAUCCACACAUAAUAUUUGCCUUCUACAACAGCGUCUCCAGUCCAAUGGCAGAGAGACUCAAGGAGAUGGGAAUAUCUGUGCGAGGAGACAUUGUUGCUGUGAACUCGCUGGCAGAGCCCUCUACAGAAAACCAGCACCCAAGUGCCAGUGAAUCAGAUGAAGAAGACCUUGAACUCCUGCAGGUGACCAGAGUAGACCGGGAGAAUUUAGUGGCCAGCAUCGCUUUUCCUACUCAGAUCAAAGUAAAUGUGUGCAAUAGAAUUAACUUGGACAUCACUACCUUGAUAACCUACGUCUCUGCUCUGAGUUACGGUGGCUGCUACUUUAUCUUCAAAGAAAAAGUGCUAACAGAGCAAGCGGCUCAAGAAAGGAGGGAGAGAGUCCUGCCUCAGCUGGAGGAGUUCAUGCAGGGGAAAGAGCUCUUUGCGUGUGAAUCUGCUGUCAGAGAUUUUCAGUCUAUCUUGGAAACGCUGGGAGGACCUGGGGAGAAAGAGCGAGCUGCAUUGCUUGUUAAAAGAAUUAAUGUGGUGCCAGAUCAGCCAUCUGACCGUGCCUUAGGACUAGUGGCUAGUUCAAAAAUCAACAGCCGUUCUCUAACCAUUUUUGGGACAGGAGACACUUUAAAAGCCAUCACCAUGACUGCAAAUAGUGGUUUUGUGAGGGCAGCAGCUAACCAAGGUGUCAAGUUCAGUGUUUUUGUGCAUCAGCCCAGAGCAUUGACAGAAAGCAAAGAAGCCUUUGCCACACCUUUACCAAAGAGCUGCCCACCUGAUAAUUGACAGAAGUCAUUAAGGGAGUUGGUCACUGAAUAUUGCAGAUGCUGCAGUGAAGGCAUUUGGAGAAACAGAGGAGUCCACCCAUAUAUCAGUGAAAACAGUAACUGUAGCAGUGGAAGGGUUCCCCAAGGGACUUGCAAUAUCUUUACUCAAUCCUUGUUUGUUUGUUUUGUUCAGCUGGCUGUUAAUUUAUUUGCUAAUGUAAUGAGAUUUCAGUAAAAAUCAUUGGUUGUCUUACAGUAUAUUCAUUGUAUCCAUCCCUAUUAAAAAAAAAAAUAUCAAUUUAAGCACAGUUGCCUUUGUUGUUUUUGUCCUCUUCAGAGAGAAUAAAGUCAGCACCUUAAAUGGA
Molecule: messenger RNA, 2053 nt
Organism: Oxyura jamaicensis (ruddy duck)
Lineage: Eukaryota; Metazoa; Chordata; Aves; Anseriformes; Anatidae
Gene: C2H7orf25
Product: chromosome 2 C7orf25 homolog
Exons: 2
Coding region: 445-1707 (420 amino acids)
Source: RefSeq, a predicted model, not a curated record